UUCUCACAUGAUGACUUCAAACAAGACACAUUACCUUCCAGCAUCUGUUGGGGAGACGGGAUUUUAAGACACUUGAGUCUCCAGGACAGCAAAGGCACAAUGAAGGAGUACAUACCGGGCACCAAAGACUCGCACCCCCGACUUCUUUUUAACGAAAGGGAACGUGAGAAAAAGAAGAAGAAGGAAAAAAAAAAAUAAUAAGAGUCUGGGAGUUUUGGGGCUGAAGUCUUCCCCAGAGCAGCUGCCUUGAUGUUUACUUUGACAAGUAGUGACUGAAAAGUUCCACCAGGUGAGAAGAGUGAUGACCAUCCUUUUCCUUACUAUGGUUAUUUCAUACUUCGGUUGCAUGAAGGCUGCCCCUAUGAAGGAAGCAAACGUCCGAGGACAAGGCAGCUUGACCUACCCAGGUGUGCGGACCCAUGGGACUCUGGAGAGCAUGAAUGGGCCCAAGGCAGCCUCGAGAGGCCUGACUUCCUUGGCUGACACUUUUGAACACGUGAUAGAAGAGCUGUUGGACGAGGACCAGAAAGUGCGGCCCAACGAAGAGAACAAUAAGGACGCGGACUUGUAUACUUCCAGGGUAAUGCUUAGUAGUCAAGUGCCUUUGGAGCCUCCUCUCCUGUUUCUGCUCGAGGAAUACAAAAAUUACCUGGAUGCUGCAAACAUGUCUAUGAGGGUCCGGCGCCACUCUGACCCCGCCCGCCGUGGGGAGCUGAGCGUGUGCGACAGCAUUAGCGAGUGGGUGACCGCGGCGGAUAAAAAGACUGCAGUGGACAUGUCGGGCGGGACGGUCACGGUCCUUGAAAAAGUCCCCGUAUCAAAAGGCCAGCUGAAGCAGUACUUCUAUGAGACCAAGUGCAAUCCCAUGGGUUACACAAAGGAGGGCUGCAGGGGCAUAGACAAAAGGCAUUGGAACUCCCAGUGCCGAACUACCCAGUCGUACGUGCGGGCCCUUACCAUGGAUAGCAAAAAGAGAAUUGGCUGGCGAUUCAUAAGGAUAGACACUUCCUGUGUAUGUACAUUGACCAUUAAAAGGGGAAGAUAGUUGAUUUAUGUUGUAUAGAUUAUAUUGAGACAAAAAUUAUCUAUUUGUAUAUAUACAUAACAGGGUAAAUUAUUCAGUUAAGAAAAAUAAUUUUAUGAACUGCAUGUAUAAAUGAAGUUUAUACAGUACAGUGGUUCUACAGUCUAUUUAUUGGACCUAUCCAUGACCAGAAGGGAAACAGUCAUUUUGCGCACAACUUUAAAAAGUCUGCAUUACAUUCCUCGAUAAUGUUGUGGUUUGUUGCCGUUGCCAAGAAUUGAAAACGUAAAAAGUUAAAAAAUAAUAAUAAUAAAUUGCAUGCUGCUUUAAUUGUGAAUUGAUAAUAAACUGUCCUCUUUCAGAAAACAGACAAAAAAAAAAAAACAACAAAAAUUUGAACCAAAACAUUCCGUUUACAUUUUAGACAGUAAGUAUCUUCGUUCUUGUUAGUACUAUUAUCUGUUUUACUGCUUUUAACUUCUGAUAGCGUUGGAAUUAAAACAAUGUCAAGGUGC
This is a messenger RNA of Neogale vison (American mink), 1539 nucleotides long. RefSeq names its product brain derived neurotrophic factor (gene BDNF). Gene Ontology annotation, molecular function: nerve growth factor receptor binding; growth factor activity. The transcript has 3 exons. The record is from RefSeq and is a predicted model, not a curated record. Lineage: Eukaryota; Metazoa; Chordata; Mammalia; Carnivora; Mustelidae. Gene Ontology annotation, biological process: memory; negative regulation of neuron apoptotic process; neuron projection morphogenesis. The coding region runs from base 302 to 1045 and encodes 247 amino acids.